UGCUAUUGUAGAAAAUUACAUUAUUUCUUAGCAAAGCAAUACAUUACUCGGGAAUGUCUCACAGAACAUUCGUGCUCCACCCCAGAGCUGAACCUCACCGAUGGCUCACCCUAAACGCACAUCGAAUGCAACCGAGCCAACCAUAAACGAGAGCGCGUUAUGAGCGAGGAGAUUAGCAACUUUGCACCCUGUCCCGUUCUACUACUUAUGACCAUAUAGUGGCCGAGAGACACGCGGACAGCUGAGAAGCACACCUCACCCAGACCUGUCAAAUGUUUUAGUCUGUCAAGCGAAUUACUUAUUGACAUACAAUCCAGGACAAGUUCUGUUACUUAGCUAAGUUACCAUACGUUGAGUCUCCGAAGAAAUAGUUCUAACUGGGACACUAUACAAAAGAGACAACGGAAAAUGACACACAUUUUGACAGCAUGUAAUAUUGCCAGGACCCUAAAGCACGGAUGGUCUUUAGGAAGAAUCAGACAUUUUGCCGCCUGGAAAUCAAACGGAAUAAGGUUAUAUAGUGUCAAGGCCCAGUUGGCACACUUGGUUCUGGAGGAUGGCACGCGAAUGAAGGGCUUUUCCUUCGGACACGGACGCUCCGUCUCCGGGGAGCUGGUCUUCAACACGGGCCUGGUGGGUUACCCAGAAGCUCUGACCGACCCCAGCUACCGAGGUCAGAUCCUCACCCUCACCUACCCGAUCGUGGGGAACUACGGCGUCCCCAACACCCAGGAGCUGGAUGCCCUGGGCCUCCGGAGGCACGUCGAGUCCGACCGGAUCCAGGUCUCAGGGCUGCUGGUGCAGGACUACAGCCAUGACUACAGCCACUGGAACUCAGUGAAAUCUCUGGCUCAGUGGCUGCAGGAGGAGGAGGUCCCUGCCCUGUAUGGUGUGGACACCAGAAUGCUAACUAAGAUCAUUCGAGACAAGGGCACGGUUUUGGGGAAAAUCGAGUUUGACGGGCAACCAGUGGAGAUUUCCGAUCCCAAUCAGCGCAAUCUAGUGGCUGAGGUGUCCACAAAGGAGACAGUGGUGUUUGGGAAAGGAAACCCCAUCAAAGUGGUGGCUGUCGACUGUGGGAUCAAGCACAACAUAAUCCGUCUGCUGGUGAAGAGGGGGGCGGAGGUCCACCUGGUACCCUGGGACCAGGACCUGAUGAGUCUGGAGUACGACGGCCUGUUCAUCUCCAACGGCCCCGGAAACCCAGCGCUGGCUGAGCCCCUCAUCCACAACGUCCGCAAGGUGCUGCAGAGUGAGCGUCCUCAGCCCGUGUUUGGGAUCUGCAUGGGGAACCAGAUCACCGCCCUGGCUGCAGGAGCCCGGUCUUACAAACUGCCCAUGGGAAACAGGGGUCAGAACCAGCCGGUGGUGAACGUGAUGACAGGUCGGGCCUUCAUCACGGCUCAGAACCAUGGCUACGGCAUCGACAGCCAAUCACUGCCCCCCGGCUGGAGCCCGCUCUUCGUCAACGCCAACGAUGGCACCAACGAGGGGAUCAUGCACAACUCCAAGCCCAUCUUCACAGCGCAGUUCCAUCCCGAGGCUAAAGGUGGCCCCACAGACACUGAGUUCCUGUUCGACAGCUUCAUCGCCGUGAUAAAGAAGGGACAGGGAGGCAGCAUCGUUUCUGUGAUGCCGAAGAAAGCUGACCUUCCCCAGAGGCCACAGGUGUCCAAGGUGCUGGUGCUGGGCUCUGGGGGUCUGUCCAUCGGUCAGGCGGGAGAGUUUGAUUACUCAGGAUCCCAGGCUGUCAAAGCCAUGAAGGAGGAGAACGUGCAGACGGUUCUGAUGAACCCGAACAUCGCCUCGGUUCAGACUAACGAGGUGGGCUCCAAGCAGGCCGACUCCGUGUACUUCCUGCCCGUGACGCCGCAGUUUGUCACCGAGGUCAUCAAAGCUGAGCGUCCGGACGGCAUCCUGCUGUCUAUGGGGGGGCAGACCGCCCUCAACUGUGGGGUGGAGCUGUUUAAAAGCGGGGUGCUGCAGCAGUACAGGGUGCAGGUUUUGGGGACCCCGGUGGAGUCCAUCAUGGCCACAGAGGACCGGCAGCUCUUCUCUGAGAAGCUGACGGAGAUCAACGAGAAGAUGGCCCCCAGCAUCGCCGUGGCGACGGUGGCGGACGCCCUGAAAGCGGCGGAUCAGAUCGGGUACCCCGUCAUGCUCCGGUCCGCCUACGCCCUGGGGGGGCUGGGGUCGGGCCUCUGCCAUAACAAGGAGAGGCUGGAGGAGACGGCCAGGAAGGCCCUGGCUGUGAGCUGUCAGAUCCUGGUGGAGAAGUCUCUGCUGGGCUGGAAGGAGGUGGAGUACGAGGUGGUCCGGGACGUGGCCGACAACUGCGUCACCGUCUGCAACAUGGAGAACUUUGACCCUCUGGGCAUCCAUACAGGGGACUCCAUCGUGGUGGCGCCCAGCCAGACCCUGUCCAACGAGGAGUACCACAUGCUGCGGGAGACCGCCAUCAAGGUGGUACGUCACCUGGGCAUCGUGGGCGAGUGCAACAUCCAGUACGCCCUGCACCCUUCCUCCCUGGAGUACCGCAUCAUCGAGGUCAACGCCCGCCUGUCGCGAAGCUCUGCCCUCGCCUCCAAGGCAACGGGGUACCCCCUGGCCUUCGUGGCGGCGAAGCUGGCCCUCGGCAUCCUGCUCCCGGGGAUCAGGAACGCCGUGUCGGAGAAGACCACGGCCUGCUUCGAGCCCAGCCUGGACUACAUCGUCACCAAGGUCCCCCGCUGGGACCUGGACCGCUUCCACGGCAUGUCGCGCGAGAUCGGCAGUGCCAUGAAGAGUGUGGGGGAGGUGAUGGCAGUGGGGCGCACCUUUGAGGAGAGCAUCCAGAAGGCCCUGAGGAUGUGCCACCCCUCGGUGGACGGUUUCGUGCCCCAUCUGCCCCUCAAGAAAGCCUGGGAAGCCCAGCAGGACCUGCAGCGGGACCUGGCAGUGCCCUCCAGCACCCGAAUCUUCUCCCUGGCAAAGGCCCUUCACAGCGGUGUCAGCGUGGAGCAGAUUCACCAGCUCACGGCGAUCGACAAGUGGUUCCUGCACAAGCUACGCCGCAUCACAGAGCUGGAGCAGCACCUGGGAAAGUUCGACAGCUCUACGGUAUCACAGGACCUGCUCCUGAGGGCCAAGAGGGAUGGCUUCUCGGACCGGCAGGUGGGCCAGAACCUGGGGUGUACUGAGACCGAGGCCAGGGAGCUGAGACUGAGCCAGAACAUCAGGCCCUGGGUCAAACAGAUCGACACACUUGCCGCAGAAUACCCUGCCGUUACCAACUACCUGUACUGCACCUAUCAUGGACAGGAGCACGAUUUGGACUUCUCCGACCAGGCGAUCCUGGUCCUGGGCUGUGGGCCCUACCACAUCGGCAGCAGUGUGGAGUUCGACUGGUGUGCGGUCUCCAGCAUCCGUGCCCUCAGGCAGAUGGGCAGACGCACAGUUGUCAUCAACCACAACCCCGAGACGGUCAGUACGGACUUUGACGAGUGCGACCGACUCUACUUCGAGGAGCUGACCCUGGAGCGCAUCCUUGACAUCACCCAGCAGGAGGGCUGCAAGGGGUGCAUCGUGUCCGUGGGGGGGCAGAUCCCCAACAACCUGGCCAUGCCGCUGCACCGGAACGGGGUGACCAUCCUGGGGACCAGCCCGGAGCAGAUCGACCGCGCUGAGGAGCGCUCCGUUUUCUCCUCCAUCCUGGACCAGCUGGGCGUGGCUCAGGCCCCCUGGCAGGCCCUCAGCUCCCUGGAGGAUGCCUUUGCCUUCGCCAGUAAAGUUGGGUACCCCUGUCUCCUGAGGCCCUCCUAUGUCUUAAGCGGUUCGGCGAUGAACGUGGCGUACGGUGAAGAGGAGAUGAAGCGUUUCCUGGAGGAGGCAGCGCAGGUGUCACAGGAGCACCCGGUGGUCAUCACUAAGUUCAUCUGCGGAGCCCGGGAGGUGGAGGUGGACGCUGUCGCCAAGGCGGGCAAGGUGCUGGUCCACGCCAUCACUGAGCACGUGGAGGAUGCUGGGGUCCACUCUGGUGACGCGACGCUCAUGUUACCGACACAGUCCAUCAGCCAGGGGGCGCUAGAGAAGGUGAAAAAUGCCACACGGAAAAUUGCCAAGGCCUUCGAGAUUUCAGGGCCGUUCAACACGCAGUUCCUGGUGAAAGGAAAUGAUGUCAUGGUGAUCGAGUGCAACCUCCGCGCCUCCCGCUCCUUCCCCUUCGUCUCCAAGACGAUCGGCGUGGACUUCAUCAGCGUGGCCACGCGUGUGAUGGUGGGCGAGCCGCUGGAUGAGUCACGCCUGCCCUCGCUGGAGAACCCCAUCAUCCCCGUCGACUACGUCGGCAUCAAGGCUCCCAUGUUCUCCUGGCCCCGGCUCCGGGAUGCAGACCCCGUUCUGCGCUGUGAGAUGGCGUCGACUGGAGAGGUGGCCUGCUUCGGACCAAACAUUUACUCUGCCUUCCUGAAGGCCAUGCUGUCCACAGGGUUCAAGCUGCCCCAGAGGGGCAUUCUGAUCGGGAUCCAGCACUCAUUCCGGCCCCGGUUCCUGGCUGCUGCUCACCAGCUCAAUGAGGAGGGCUUCAAGCUCUACGCCACUGAGGCCACCUCCGCCUGGCUCAACGUCAACGACGUUCCCUCCACCCCUGUGGCCUGGCCCAGCCAGGAGGGCAAAGAGGGACCCCUGCCCAGCAUCAGCAGGCUCAUCGGCGAGGGGCAGAUCGACCUGGUGAUAAACCUCCCGAACAACAGCACGCGCUUCCUCAGGGAUAACUUCCUGAUCCGCAGGAUGGCGGUGGACCACGGAGUGCCCCUCAUCACCAACUACCAGGUGGUGAAACUGUUUGCCGAGGCCGUAAAGUACAGCGGCUCUCUGGACUCCACCAGCCUGUUCCACUACCGUCGACGAGACACCACUCAGCAGGGCUAGAGCUCCGCCCCUGACGCCACACCCUCUGAGCCACGCCCCAUUUCUCAGCCUGGCCAAUCCGUGGCUGGAACCUCCCAGCCGGCAGCCAAUCACCUCUUCUGUAGUGUUCAAUGAGAGCGAGACGGUCCCGCAAGGGGCGGAGUUUUACCAGCGUCUUCCGUGAUAACGUCUGUUUACUGUUUCCACCAGUGAGAGACUUUAACAUCUAACCAAUUAUCAAGCAGGGGCGGAGUUUUACCAGCGUCUUCCUUGAUAAUGUGUGUUUACUGUUUCCACCAAUGAGACUUUCAAAUCUAACCAAUUAUCAGACAGGGGUGGAGUUUUACCAGAGCCUUCCGUGAUAACCUGUGUUUACCAAUUAAACCAAUGAGAGACUUUCAAAUCUAUCCAAUAAUCAAUUGAGCAGGACUCAAAAUGUCACUUCAGGUUAAGCAGUCUGCUGCACAGCAAGUAGUAAUAUGUAAAUGUCCCUAAAGCCAGGAGAGCAAGGUUCUUUCAUCGGUUUUUGGCUAGUCCUUUAAUAGGGCGUCAGACACCUCAAAUGGCGUUGCAGUGACUCAUCUAGCCUGCACACCAUUGUCUUAACGUGUUUCCAAACCACGGGAACAUUAUAGCUGAGAUGAAGAAACUGUUCUCAAGAUGAGAAAGAAAAUGUUAGGUUUACACUGCAGAAUUUGUAAUGUGUUAGUAAUUUACUUCAGAUUGUUUUAGUAAUUUACUAAGUGCCUGUCAUGAAGAUGAGGCAUUAAUUCCAGGAUCUUCAAAUGCCACGGCCGGCCUUUCUUGACACUGUUUCGUCUUCCCGAAGGUCCACAGUCUCAUUUGUUUACAGUCGUAUCGAUCAGGUCGGUAGCCUUUCCUGUGGACUCUCUUGUAAGCCAAAACAAAUGCUAUCCCCUGCACAAAGACACACGGCCUCCAUUUUGUGAUCGCUGAGAUGUAAUUGAAUUGGUAUUUUUAACAUAACCCGCUAUCAUCCUGGCCCUUUUCUGUAAUAGAACAUUGGACUCUGCUUGUGGGUGUGUGUGAGUGUGUGUGGGUGUGUGUCUGCGUGUGUGUGUGUGUGUGUGGGUGGGUGUGUUUGGGUGCCUGUGUGUGUGUGUGCGUGCGUGCGUGCAUGCAUGUGGGUGUGUGUGUCUGCGUAUGUGUGCCUGUGUGUGGGUGUGUGUGUCUGCGUAUGUGUGCCUGUGUGUGUGUGUGUGUGUGUGUGUGUGUGUGUGUGUGUGUGUGUGUGUGUGUGUGUGUGUGAGGGAGAGAGAAAGAGAGUCUCACACUCACAGACCAAAAUUGUGGUUGCCUCAAACAGACGAGAUCUCUUUAUCAAAAGAAUUCCUGUUUUGAGGCCUGGGGCCGUGUGUUUACAGAAAGUCGAUGGAGAGCUGCAACUUGAGUGCACAUUCAAGUUUAUUGUUUCGUUUUUCAAUGUGUACAUAUUUCAGGAAAUCUGCAGACUUGAGUUUCAAACAUUUUCUCUUCUGAAGCUCUUCUUCCUGCCAAUUAAAGAACGCUUAUUGUGAAAGAACGAUAUUGUCUCUCGCGCAUUUUAAUAGAUGUCAUUCUCAAGACCUUUCAGAUCUGUGGUUGUUUUGGAUGGUUUUUGGAUUCAAGUACUUUUCUGCGCUUUACUGAGCUUGUAUGUAUAUUGCAUUGAAACCUAUUAAAUACCCUCAAAAAGAGCCUUCCGGUCCUCUUGGUUGACUUAGUUUCACCAGACAAGACCAAUCUAGCACAGAAAAGUAUUUGAAUCCAAAGCAACCGCAUCUGUGUUCGAUACAGAUCUUUACCCUUUCACAGGGGAUGUGACCUUGGUGCUGGUUGGUGUGUGUGUGGUGCUGGAUAAUGGUGACCAAUCAGGAACCAGAAGGGAUGGUGAUUCGUUAGGAAUAGCUGGGGAUGACAGAUAGAACUCUGAACCUCUAAUUACAGGUCUACAUUAACUGUGGUUAUCUUAGCACUAUGGUCUGUAUCAGCCUUGAAUGUCGAAAUUCAUUCAUCACAUUUACACAGUCAGUCGCACUUCUGUCUGAAAGUGCUCGUGAAUCUGUGUGUGUGCCCGUCUCUGUUCCUGUGUUUGGGUGCGUGUGUGUGUGUGUGUGUGUAUGUGUUCGUGCAGUUUGUGUAAACACGCUUAAUGGGAUGUCAAGUCCCUUAAUCGCUCAUUGCUCCGGCAGGGCAUUGUACCCCGCUUAGUCAAAUCAACUGUAAUUCGCUUUGGAUAAAAGCGCCAUCUAAAUAAUUAAUGUAGUGUAAUGCAUUCACAGGGCGUUGCUGUAGAAGAGCAUGUGUGCUCAGUCAACAUACCCUGCAUAAAUAAAGAUGAAUAAAUACAUAAAAUACAACACAUCAAUGAUGCCUCACACGCAUCCUCGCCCCCUUUAGCGUUUAGGUACAUGAAGGCAGUCAUGUUCCCAUCACAGGUGCAUUGUGGGUAAAGUCAUGUCAGACAGGAUGCCCUUUUUCUGAAUGCACAUUAACCCCUCCUGCCCCUUGGCCUUUCGCAGAAACGGGAGGUGUGCUCAAUGCAAACAAAACCCCUGGUCUUCCGUCAGAUGUUUACACGCCGAGGCGGGGAGAUUAUUCAUGCGCUUUCUACCGGGGGGGCUCAUCAGGAGUGAGGGGAGUGUGUGUGUGUGUGUGUGUGUGUGUGUGUGUGUGUGUGUCUGCGGGUGUGUGUGUGUGUGUUUGCGGGUGUGUGUGUGUGCCUGUCUGCGGGUGUGUGUGUGUGUAUGAGUGUGUGCAUGUGUGUGUGUGUGUCUGCGGGUGUGUGUGUAUGUGUGUGUGUGUGUGUGUGUGUGUGUGUUUAUCCGGCGCUCCCGGGCUCAGACACGUAGCCGCACACACCCUGGGACGGAGGCUGAGGCCGCUUCUCAAUGUUUCAUCAGGAAAGUCCCCCCCCGGCCACGCUGCCAUCAUCCUCCACCCGGGGGGGAGUCCCUCACCCCUCACCUCUCCUUAUUCACUCUGCUUGCACCCCCUCCGGUCCCCCCUCGCUCUGGGUCUCCGUGUGCGGGCUCAGCAGACUUCUCCGGCCGCCGUUUGCAGUCUGAAUGCAGCGCAACAUGUCCCCACGUUCAUUACACUGGGUCUUGUAGGACGUGCUCGUAAUAUGGGUGUUUUAAGAGACGCGUGAUAUCAUCUUACAAGGUUCCUGAAAGGAUACGGUUGUUUCUAAGCAUAUGCAUAUACUGUAUACAUACGGAAAAUUCCUGCUUCGGUGAUGUAUAUUGUGGAGAGCUAUUAUGUGACAUGUAAUGUGUGAUGUACCGUCAGUGCACUUACUGAAAACAGGCUCAUUAGAGAAAUCAUCUAAAAUAGCAGGUUUCAAUUCAGUGCCUACAGUCAAAGCAAGACUACUUUUACCAGGCAUGCUCUGUAACUCCCUAUUCUCUCUUCUCCUCUCUCCAUUUUCAAAACUCGCAAGGAGGGCAGGAGUCUCUCUGGGUAAAAUAUAUAAUUGUUUUGGAUUCAAAUAUGUUUCUGUGCUCGAUUGAUCUUGCCAUUGAGCCAAACAG
Conger conger (European conger) is the source of this 8420-nucleotide messenger RNA. RefSeq names its product carbamoyl-phosphate synthase 1, mitochondrial (gene cps1). Gene Ontology annotation, cellular component: cytoplasm; carbamoyl-phosphate synthase complex. The transcript has 38 exons. The record is from RefSeq and is a predicted model, not a curated record. The coding region runs from base 409 to 4908 and encodes 1499 amino acids. Gene Ontology annotation, molecular function: ATP binding; carbamoyl-phosphate synthase (glutamine-hydrolyzing) activity; metal ion binding. Lineage: Eukaryota; Metazoa; Chordata; Actinopteri; Anguilliformes; Congridae. Gene Ontology annotation, biological process: L-arginine biosynthetic process; 'de novo' pyrimidine nucleobase biosynthetic process; L-glutamine metabolic process.